This is a messenger RNA of Orbicella faveolata, 5691 nucleotides long. Its product is annotated as laminin subunit beta-1-like. The record is from RefSeq and is a predicted model, not a curated record. NCBI's taxonomy places the organism in Eukaryota, Metazoa, Cnidaria, Anthozoa, Scleractinia, Merulinidae. Gene Ontology annotation, biological process: tissue development; animal organ morphogenesis.
UUAAACACGCUAGACUUGCGAAGAAUUCAGGGCAGUUCGUGAGUAACAUGUUUGAUAUGGACGAGUAGCUAGGGAGUACUGAUCUGUCCUUGAAAUUUGACCCUCGCCGGCGAUCAAAAGGUGGUCUUCGCGCGGAAAUUUCACAUUAUGACACCAAAAUCUGAUUGGCUAGUCUCUACAUUCCUCAAAUUCAUUCAGGCAUAUCGUCUUUCCCGUGGCGAAUUCCCUGAGCUUCUGUUGUCGCUUUUCUUCAGCCAUAACAUCAUUCCUGGGACAAUUUUUCUUUCCUUUGAUCGUUCGUUUACCUUUGCUAGUACGGUGUGAGACGAACUGACGCACUGAAGACUUUACUGUUCGAUCAAAGAGGGUAAAUUUCUGUGAAAGCACUCACCGCUGGAAUCUUGACAACUCAAUUCAAGGUGGUUGUAAUUUUCAUGCUUUGUGCAAGAUCGGAGCUUCUGUCUAGAUAGUUUGGUCCAAACUCUGCGACAGUAAUUCGUUCUCUUACCUCUUCAAGGCAAAGGAUCUUAGCUUUCGGAAGAAGAAGAUUCUCGACUUUGAGUUGUGGGUGGCACGUACAAAACAUUUGUUUUAGCACUUCACAGAGAAGAAAAUCCUCCUGGCUUUCCUGCACGUGGGAACAUAAUGGCAAAGUUUUGGAGAAUUGCUUCGAUUGUACUGCUUUGUUUAGUUUAUCAAGUUAUCAGUCAAAAUGGCAACACCCAAUGUGACAGGCGUAGUUGUUACCCAGCCACUGGGGACCUUUUGAUUGGUCGUGCUGAUCAGCUGAUAGCCUCCUCAACAUGCGGCAUGGAUGGUCCCGAGGACUACUGCAUUGUGUCUCAUCUUCAAGAUAAUCCAGAGGAGUGUUUUGUCUGUGACGCGACUAUUCCAAAGCUAAGCCAUGAACCGAGGAAAAUGAUCUCAAAUUUCAAUGGAAGAACAGAGAAGACCUGGUGGCAAUCACAAAAUAUCAAAGAAGAUGUGUACCUUCAGCUUGAUCUGGAAGCUCAGUUUCACUUUACUCACAUGGUAAUGACGUUCCGCACAUUCCGUCCCGCUGGCAUGGUUAUUGAACGGUCAUGGGACUAUGGCAGAAACUGGAAUGUUUAUCGAUACUAUGCUGCAGACUGUAAGCAGACAUUCCCUGACAUUCCAAAUAGGCCACAGGAAGAUGUGGAUGAUGUUGUGUGUACAGAGGAUUUCUCAUCAGUAGAACCAUCGUCAAAUGGAGAGGUCAUCUUCAGGGCACUUAAUCCUCAAAUCCCAGUGAAGAACCCAUACAGUGAAAAAGUCCAGAACUUGCUGAAGGUGACCAACAUACGGAUCAACUUCACCAAGCUACACACCCUGGGAGAUCUGGUACUUGAUCCAACCAAACCAGAAGCCAGACUUAAGUACUACUAUGCAGUGUAUGAUCUGGUGAUUCGAGGAAGCUGUUCAUGUUAUGGACAUGCUGAGCAGUGUCUUCCACUGCCAGGAGAACCUGAUACUCCUGGAAUGGUACACGGACAGUGUGACUGUGCUCACAACACAGAAGGAAAGAACUGUGAGCGUUGCAAAGCAGGUUAUAAUGACAGACCAUGGAGACCUGCAACUGCUGAAGACUCCAAUGAAUGUAGAAGGUGUGACUGUAACGGCCAUGCUGAGGAAUGCAGGUUUGAUCCUGCUGUAUUUGCUGCAUCUGGUAAUGUUAGCGGCGGUGUCUGUGUCAGCUGUCUACACAACACUGUCGGCCGCAAGUGUGAGAAGUGUAAGCCAUUACACUUUCAGGAUCCUAGCAAGGACUUCAGGGAUCCAGAUUCUUGUAUCCCGUGCAACUGUGAUUCUGUGGGAGGGGUGAGUGGAGGAGAAUGUGAGGGGAAAAAUGACCCUGAAGCAGGCUUGGAGGCCGGCCGCUGUAUUUGUAAGACAAAUGUUGACGGACAAAGGUGUGAUCGUUGUAAACCAGGAUUCUGGAAUUUAAGAAGAGAUGAUCCUGAUGGAUGUAAAGCUUGUGGCUGCAGCUCAGAUGGCACCAUUGGUGUCUGUAACCCAAAGGACGGCAAGUGUCUGUGUAAACGGUUUGUGAUGGGAGCAAGGUGCGACCGCUGUCAGCCUGGCUACUGGGGACUGGGCGGGAGUUCGUUCGGAUGUGAAUCAUGUGAGUGUGACGUAGGCGGCUCGUACGAGAGGAACUGUGAACAAGUCAAGGGACAGUGUCGCUGCCGUAAGGGCAUCACGGGAAGGCGUUGUGAUCAAGUGCAGACAGGAAACUUCUUUCCCUUACCAGACCACUUGAAAUACGAAUCUGAGGAAGCAAAAAUCGUUGGGGGAGAAACCAACGGUAAAGUUGUUUCAAGGGAGCCGAAAGCAGGUGAUGUUGUCACGUGGACUGGUGAUGGGUUUACAGAAGUCAAAGACAAAGCGACUUUGGAAUAUGCUGUUACUAAUGUGCCUUACACUGGAGAGUACAACAUCUUAGUGCGAUAUGAACCAAAGGAUUCCGGACUGUGGAAAGUUGACGUCAAAAUAGAGCGCAUCGACGGGCUCCCCUUGACCAGCGGUAAAUGCCAAAACGCAACUAAUGCCCAGGACCCCGACUAUGGGAACUUCUCGGCCAUACUACCCACACCACGUCGUUAUGUUCUUAUGCUGCCAAGUGUUUGUAUGGAGAAAGAUGUGGCGUACGUAGUGAAGGUCACUUACAGCCGUGACGAGUCUAACAGAGAUGGUGUGGGAAGUAUCUUGACAGACGCGAUGGUUCUUGUACCUUACGAGGAGUCCGUGUCCAUCUUUCAAGGACCUGAUGGCGAACAGCGCAAAAAGUUGUUUAACCGUUUUGACUGUCUGGAUUAUCAUCUGUCAGCUUCAACGCCACGGCCAGUUCUACCAGAUGUCUGCAAACAGCUCAUCUUUGCCAUGUCGUCAGUUAUCUAUGAUGGCGGAAAGCCAUGUGACUGUGAUCCCACGGGCACGAGGCGGGACGUGAACGGGACGCUGAUUUGUGACUCUGUUGGAGGUCAGUGUCAAUGCAAGGAGAAUGUGAUGGGUCAGAGGUGUGACCGCUGUGCACCAGGAUCGUACGGAUUUGGAUCGCAGGGCUGCAGUGCUUGUAACUGCGAUAGAGUUGGCGCCUCGGAUAAUCUUUGUGAUUUGCAGACAGGCGAGUGCUCCUGCAGAAUCAAGGCAGGCGGACGGCAGUGCAACCUCUGUCCUCCCCGUAACUGGGAUUUUCCGGCCUGUCGACCGUGCCGCUGCAACGGACAUGACACGUCAAACUGUCAUCCUAGGACUGGCGUGUGUCUAGACUGUCAACACAACACGGCGGGCAAAAACUGCGAAGUCUGUGCCACUGGUUACUAUGGUGAUGCGACAGUUGGGACGCCAAACGAUUGCCGACGCUGCCAGUGCCCCGGCGGUAGCAGUGGAAACCAGUUUAGUAUCACCUGUCGAUUAAGUGGAGCGGGAUCUUCCAUCUGUGACGCCUGCGAAGUCGGUUACAAUGGAACACAAUGUGAAGAAUGUGCCGACGGUUACUAUGGAAACCCACUCGUCCCAGGCGGCCGCUGCCAGCCGUGCUCGUGUAACAACAACAUUGAUCCGGCAAAUUUCGGCAACUGUGAUACACUUACUGGAAGAUGUCUUGCUUGUUUGUACAAUACCGCAGGCUUUAGCUGCGAGCGCUGUAAAUCGGGUUACUAUGGUGACGCCAUUGCUAGGAAUUGCACAGAAUGCGUUUGCAACAGCAAUGGCACGGAUCCCGGUCUUAUUGACACGUGUAAUCACGAGACAGGCCAGUGCAAGUGUCUCCCAAACGUCAUCGGGACUCAGUGCGACAAGUGCGCCGACGGGUUUUGGAACCUGGGCAGCGGGGAAGGCUGUAAGAAGUGUGACUGUUGUGGAGAGGGCUCGACUCAAGCCACCUGUAGUGAGGAUGGUGGUCAGUGUAAAUGCAAACCUGGAUAUGGAGGCUCCCGUUGCUGUGACUGUGAGAACGGCUACUGGGGAACACCGCUGGCAAAUUGCAAACCGUGCGACUGCAAUCUGGCAGGAUCCGAGUCUCUCCAGUGUGACCGUGACACAGGAAAAUGCCAGUGUAAACAGGGCAUGAUUGGAGACAAGUGUGACCAGUGUGACGCCGACACAGCCGGCAAGAUGCCGCAAUGCGAAGUCUGCGGUGGCUGUUAUUACCAAUGGAAAGUCACGUUAGACUCCCUGUCACGCAACAUUAGCGUUGAGAUUUCAAGGGCUUAUAACAUCUCCCUUACACCCAACCAGCCAGUUGGAAAUAUUAAUGCCUACAGCAAGGAACUGCAAGAGCUGGAAGACAAAUUGAAAAAAGUAGAAAUGAUACUGGAAACCCAAGCAACAACUGCAAAUGACACAACAGUAAUCGAAAAGGAAUUAGAUUCUGUGAACACGCAAUUGGAAACCCUACAGGAGAGGGUAGAAAAAAUGGACGAAGAGUUGAAUUCAACUGAGAUGCGAACCUCCGAAGCCAACAUCGAGAUCGAGGAACUUCGUCAGAGACUCGCCGAUCUUCUUCGAAACGGGACGCGGCUACAAACAGAGAUGGAGAAGAUAUUUCGUUCGGACAUAGAAGGAGCAUACGAAAAGAUUUUGGAGAAUCAUGUGCGUUCGCGUGAGGCUGAGGCAAAGGUGGAUGAAUCUAUGAGCAUUAUUGACAUGUCGCAGCAACAGAGGAAUAAAACAGAGAACCUUAUCGCUGGCCCGCCUUCAUUUAGCAACAAACACGACGAAAACACCGCUUCCCUUUUCGACAUCAGCGAAAAGUUAAGAGAACUUCUGGAACAAGUUGACAUUCUCAAUGGAAUCGUUUGUGGGCCUCCCAUGAGUCAGUGUGGCGGAUGCGGCGUCCUUAAUUGUUCGACGUGUGGUGGGCCCGGGUGUGAUGGCUCCAGGGACUUGGCCGCGGACGCGUUAGAGAAAGCCAUCGAGGCUGAAGAGGCUCAGCGAAUGAGAGAGUUAAAAGCAAAGGAAAAAUUGGAGGAAGUAGAGGACGCUGAAAUCAUGGUAAAUAUGACCCUAGAAGCCGCUGACCAGGCAAUGAUGAGGGCCAUGGAUGCUGACCAGCGAGCAAAAAAUGCAAGUGCCCGUAUGGAUCAACUCAUACAGGACAUUUUGGACUUCCUCAGCCAAAUGUUUGGCGACACAGACAAAGUACAAGAAGUAGCCGACAGUGUAAAAAAACUUAAACUGUCUGUGACUCCAGAGGAGGUAGCCAAGCUUGCAGAGGAUAUUAAGAAAGCCUUGAAUUCGUUAACGGGUAUAGAUGACAUAUUAGAGGAAACCGAAGAGAGGUUAAACAUCGCGGAUGACUUGAAGGGAAGAGCUGAAAAAGCUAGAGCGAAAGCAAAGGCAGUGACUGACGUCAUUGCGGACAUCACAGAUGUUCUCGCAAAGGCUGCUGGGACUCAGAAAGCGGCCGAGGACGCCAUUGACGCGACUCAAGAUGAUAUUAAAAUGGCGGAAGAUAUUCUAAAUCAACUUCUUGCAGCUCUGGAUUCCUUAGAGAAGGCCGUGGACACAGCACAAGCGAAUGUUACAGACAUGGCGUCAAUGGUGCCAAUGGUAAAAGAGCAAUUUCAGAAGAACCAAGAGCAGCUUGCUAUCACGGAGCAGAAUGCGAUGGAUGCUCACAAUCAGUCGCAAAUAGCUAAUCGGGUUAAUGUACAAUUAUCCUGCUAA